Xiphias gladius (swordfish) is the source of this 4948-nucleotide messenger RNA. RefSeq names its product PH and SEC7 domain-containing protein 1-like. Bases 1 to 2133 code for a protein of 710 amino acids. The transcript is spliced from 14 exons. Gene Ontology annotation, molecular function: guanyl-nucleotide exchange factor activity; phospholipid binding; protein binding. Gene Ontology annotation, biological process: regulation of ARF protein signal transduction. The record is from RefSeq and is a predicted model, not a curated record. NCBI's taxonomy places the organism in Eukaryota, Metazoa, Chordata, Actinopteri, Istiophoriformes, Xiphiidae.
AUGGUGAGCUGGGCCAGCGUGCGGAUGCAAGGAGACAACAGGAAGCAGCAGUAUGCAGCUCAGGAGGAGCCAGGGGUGUUUGGACACCUGCUGAAGAGACCAAUGGAAACAUUUUUUGACAACCACCACCCAGCCCUGAAAUCCCCCAUCUUGGUCUCUGGUCCUCGCUGUGGCGCAGAGGACACCUUCAGUCGCCACUUUGAGAGCAUCAUGGAGUCUCACAGAGCCAAAGGGACAUCGUACAACAGCCUGGACAGCGAGGAGCUGCUGACCUCCAGCACCCAAACGGUCCUGACCUUUGACCUGCCCACACUAACCCCUGCCAUCCACGGGCUUGUCUGCCAUAGCGCCAGGCAGAUCGUCCAGCUCAGCUUUGCCCCGCUGGCGCACGAUGAGAGGCCCAGUCUUUCCGAUUCUAUCUUUACCGUGACUGGGGACUCGGAUGCCACCAGAGCCCCGUCCAGCGAGAGGCUGAGCAGCGGUUCAGACGACACGCCACCCAGAGGGCAAGAGUGUGCGCAGCUGGGGAGCAGCUGGUACAGCAACCCGUCUUUCUCUUUACCAAGCAGGGAGAAGCUGCGUCUGGCGACAGACUCGGAGCUGGACCAGGACCUCAGCGACAGGCUGGGUCUGGGCAGCAGCGACACCCUAACCAACGGCAGCCACCGUGCCGACGUGGCAGCCGCCAGACGCCUCGCCAAACGUCUCUUCAACUUGGACGGCUUCAGGAAGUCUGACGUAGCACGCCACCUCAGCAAGAAUAAUGACUUCAGCCGUAUGGUAGCGGAGGAGUAUCUGAGUUUCUUCAACUUCACGGGCCUCGCUCUUGACCAGGCACUGCGGACUUUCCUCAGGCAGUUCGCCCUGAUGGGGGAGACUCAGGAGAGGGAGAGGGUGCUGUCACACUUUUCCAGGCGUUACUUGGGCUGCAACCCAAAAGUCAUGCCAUCAGAGGAUGCAGUUCACACUCUCACCUGUGCCCUCAUGCUGCUGAACACUGAUCUGCAUGGUCAAAACAUUGGCAAGAGGAUGUCGUGCACACAGUUCAUUGGCAACCUGGAAGGACUGAAUGACGGCCAAGAUUUUCCCAAGGAUCAGCUUAAAGCUCUCUACAACUCAAUCAAGAAUCAGAAGCUGCAAUGGACACUCGACGAGGAAGAGCUGCGGAAGUCGUUUUCGGAGCUCGGGGACAGCCUGUGCGAGUCCAACACCUCCAGGUCCAUGAAGAGGGUGGGCAGCAGUGGGAAGCCCCUGUCCGACGAGACGCAGUCCUCGGGGACGCUGCUCUACAAGAACGGAUUCCUGGUUCGCAAGGUCCACGCCGACUCGGACGGCAAGAGAACACCAAGAGGGAAAAGAGGGUGGAAGACCUUCUAUGUCAUCCUGAAAGGGCUAAUUCUCUAUCUGCAAAAAGGGGAAUACAGGCCUGAUAAGCAGCUAUCUGACGAGGACCUGAAGAACGCCGUGUCCAUCCACCACUCUCUGGCCAUGAGAGCUUCGGACUACAGCAAGCGGCCCAACGUGUUUUACCUGCGGACGGCCGACUGGAGGGUGUAUCUCUUCCAGGCACCGAACGCGGAGCAGAUGCAGUCUUGGAUCACACGGAUCAACACAGUGGCCGCCAUAUUCUCAGCUCCUCCUUUCCCAGCAGCCAUCGGCUCUCAGAAGAAGUUCAGCCGGCCGCUGCUGCCGGGGACGACGUCAAAACUGCCUGAGGAGGAGCAGGUCAGAUCCCAUGAAGCUCGAUUCAGAGCUAUCUCCACUGAGCUGGCUGAGCUGCGCUCUUAUCCCCCUGACCGCAAGGUCAAAGGGCGCGAGCUGGAAGAGUACCGCCAGCGAGACGAGUAUCUGGAGUUUGAGAAAACACGGUACGGGACUUACGUCAUGCUGCUGCGGGCUAAGAUCCAGAGCGGUGAGGAGGACCUGUCUUUGUUUGAGUCCCAGCUCCUGGAGGACAACGGGCUGCAGAGGGCUCACUCCAGCCCCACGCUGCAGGACAUCAGCCAGGCCAGCCAGGCCAGCCAGGCCAGCAGCACCAGGGACGGGGGCAACAGCAGCAAGGCCAGCGGCUGCAGCAGCAAAGCUCGAACCGAAGGCCAGAGACACAGCUACCGACAGGCCGUCAAGAAGUGAGACAGGGCGGGGGCGCCGGGAGCGGCACGGCGUUGCACUGCCAGCGGCAGGCCGUCUCCCUGCAUAGGUUUUUAUUUGAGAUCCAGGAGGGUUUGGAGCUCUGCUUGAAGGGGGAGCAGGAGUGAGGCUCUACCCCACGCCCUCCCCCAACCAUGUCGCCCUACCCGGCACCCCAAUCUUCUCAUCUACCAGAGGAGGUGCAGAUCCUGUGACUGGCAGAGUGGCUGGGAAACACCAGCGAGGAUGUUGGUGCAGGAGGCGGGAGGAAGAGCUGGGAGGUCACAGAUCUGCAGGGACGAGGUGUCUUUGAGAACGUUCGCUGGGUGCGGCAGCAGACUGUACUGUGCACUGAGAUAAAGGGGGUGCUUACAGAUGGAACCGAGCACCACACAGGGACCUACAUCCAGCAUCCUUUCCUUUUCUCCCCUUUUGUUCUUUCGAGGCACCUCCCCGACCACGCUCUCCCCCCUUUUUUCUCGACCUUUCACUCCGUUUUGGGACCAAACAUGUUUACACAUUUGAAAACAUCGCAUCUUGGACGGCCGAUGAUUUGGUUUCAGUUGAACUGUUACCGCCACUCAGAUUUGAGUGCCGCAAUAGUUACUGGACCUGUCAGUCAUCACCAGGUCUUACGGAGCCGUUACGUUCCAGCUCCUUCUUUUCUCCACAUCACCACGGUGUGUUCACAUUCCACACGGGAGCCGGACAUUUCAGCUUUUGGCUCCCGUGCGUAUUUUUUCGCUGAAGGCGGUAUCAAGUUGAAUCUAUUGACAGUGCACAACACGUACUGAAGAAGUGUUGAGGGUGCAGCUGCGGUGCGCAGCCCGGUGAGACGGCGCGGCUCGCCGCAGCUCGUCUCUCCUCUCUUCUCUAGUCGCUGACGGCCGGUUUGAGGCAACGGCAUCAGUAGAAGUUCACCGUACUCCCGACAUGCAGCAACAGAGCUGCAUCUCAUCAGGAGGUCUUUUUUUUUGCUCUACUUGAACAGGCAUCUCUUUCCGAGUUGCUUUUGCUUGUGUCCCGUGAUGUGCUUCUGUUCUCUUUCUACUUCUUGGCCGAAUGUUGUUUUGUCCGGUGAUUCGCAUGCCUGCAUCCAGCACAGCUACUUUUAGGCCUUUUACUACUUUGAGGGCAAAACUGAGAGCAGCACAGUUGUUCUUUAGGCUCGUUUAGUCCUUCUCCUCAUGCCGGUGCCAUAUUCCAACGUGUGUAAUCUUUGUCCGUACUUAUAGCCUCUCAUUUAUAAACCCUAUUUUAACACUCACCAGGCAGACCCUGAAUGUUCUUGUUUUUUCAAUAUUUUUACAGUAUUUUACAGUCGUUUGUCGAUGUCGAACCUACUCCUCCUGUGUAUGUCAAGUGUAUGAUGAAAUAUGAUAUUGAAAAUGUAAAAGGAAAUAUGUUAUCCAUACUCUUUGUAAACAUCCAGGAUAUGUUGUAUAUAACGCACCACCUGCUGUACGCUUAUAUUGUAGGAUAUAUGACAGUAUAUUUACAAUAUAUUCAACACACUAUUGUGAAGAUGCAUUAUGUGAACACAAAGUGGACAUCUUGUUUUGUUUUCUGUUUUUUUCUUACAUUGCGGUAAUUAUUCAUCUCAAUAUGAGUAUUAUAGUAAAGCCUAUGUACCUAUCAAAGAUAAGUAAGUGAUCAAGGGUUGUUUGAGAUGCAUGAAAAAGGUGAGGUAUGUAAAAAAAAAAAAAAAGAAGGGCUGUGAUAACGAAAGGAGGCGGCGGGCGGACUGGUCUAAAUACCGAACCGCAUAAUGUUGGGAGCGCAUGAUUUUGGUAGCCAGAUACACCUCGCAGCAUUAAUUUGACGUUUAGCCAUUUUCUACUCAGGCUUUUAAGACCACACCUUGAGCAGCUGGUGUGCCGGCGUCCAACCAGCAGGGAGAGCUGUCAACAUUCAGUUACGUUCCUUCAGCCAUAAUCACACCCGCUGCACCCGCAGUGAAUAUGCAUGACAACACCCGCUCACCUGAGGAUGGGGACGGGUGUCGCAGGGCUUAAAUUAGACAGGACCUGUUUGUACAACUAUAGAUGUCAAGUCUGUGUGUGUGUGUGUGUGUGUGUGUGUCUGUCUUUGCAGUGAGGUUUGUGAGCGUGGGCGGCGUGCUCAUGCUGUGGCUGCGCUGGAGGUUCAGAGGUUGAACUUCCAAGCCAGUUCAACAGCGGAGUGAGGUGAUCGAAUAUUCGGGCGUAAUCAGAGCAUGUUCCCGUCUGUAGUUUUUAGAGCUGAAGCUGUUGUCGAUGAAUCAAUCAGUUGAUCGACAGAUAAUUAAUCUGCAAGUAUUUUGAUUAUCAAUUAAUCGUUUAAGUCAUUUGUAAAGCAAAGAAAUGCCAAAUAUUCCCCAGUUCUGGCUUCUUAUUUAUGAGGAUCUGCUUCUGUCCUCGUCUGAUGUAAUAGAAAAAAUGAGUAUCUUUGCAUUUUAGAGUGUUUGUCAAAGACAGUUAGGGACGCAACUAAUGAUUAUUUUCCUUAUUGAUUAAUCUGCCAAUUAUUUUCUGAUCAACCGUUUUGUCUAUAAAAAGUCAGGAAAAGAGUCCGACAGGACUUAUGCAAAUAUCUUGUUUUGUCCAAACAAAAUAUUCAGUUUAUAAUCGUACAAGACUAAGGAAACCAGCAAAUAAUCACAUUUAAAAAAAAAAAAAAAAAACUGACCCAAAUGAUCAAUUGAUUUCCAAAACAGCUGCUGAUUAAUUUUUUUGUCAAUCGAAUAAUCAGUUCGAAGACACUUGUGAUUUCUGGUCAACGCUGUUUUCUGACAUUUGGUUGACUGAUCGAUUAAUCCAUAGUGAAAAUAAUCAUUAGU